AUGGCUGAUACUCUCGGCGUGGAACAGCCUGAUCUUUCUGGUGUUGGCAUCACCUCAACGCACAAGCGCAAGCGUGACUCCGAGUCUGCAUCCCCUGAUUCCCGUCGUUCUAGGCGGGGUCAACCAGCGGCAGUUAUGGGGGAGCCAGAUGCUGCCACAGCAGCCUUCAUCGAGAGUGCUGUUAACGCAGCUCAGGCUGCCCAGGAGCAUGUCAAUGUAGACGAUUUCAGUGCUCUUCAGCAAGCUGCUGCCGAUCACAGCGAGGCAGCUGAUCCAGCCAAUGCCUCCAGCACUGCCGCUGCCGCACUUGGGUCUAUGUAUCCCACUCUACAUGUUCCACAGUCCACCGAGGAGACCUUUGCUGCCCAAACCGGUGCGGAAGUCGAUCAUCAUCCUGAUACCUCUUUCAACACGUCGGCUGUGAGUCAGCCCGAUGGUCUCCCUGCUCCGACAGCUCCCAUGCAGCACCCAAAUGGUGUUCAGGAACAGCGAUACAGUGGCCCUGCCAACCCCAAGCCAGCAGUUGGGUCUGAGGAAUGGCACAAGAUGCGGAAGGAUAACCACAAAGAGGUCGAGCGUCGCCGCCGCGAGACCAUCAAUGAGGGCAUCAACGAGUUGGCCAAGAUAGUUCCUGGCUGUGAGAAGAACAAGGGGUCAAUCCUCCAGCGCGCUGUUCAGUUCAUCACACAGCUCAAGGAGAAUGAGCAGCAGAACAUUGAGAAAUGGACUUUGGAGAAGCUGCUUACAGAGCAAGCCAUUGCGGAACUCAGCACUUCUAAUGAUAAGCUCAAGCAGGAGUGCGAUCGCCUCUAUCGCGAGUUGGAGACUUGGAAGAAGGCUGCUCAAAGUGAGAAGGAUGAGCCUGGUAUCUCUGGCUAG
Phialemonium atrogriseum is the source of this 879-nucleotide messenger RNA. Its product is annotated as putative helix-loop-helix dna binding protein. Gene Ontology annotation, molecular function: DNA-binding transcription factor activity; protein dimerization activity. The record is from RefSeq and is a predicted model, not a curated record. NCBI's taxonomy places the organism in Eukaryota, Fungi, Ascomycota, Sordariomycetes, Cephalothecales, Cephalothecaceae. The coding region runs from base 1 to 879 and encodes 292 amino acids. Gene Ontology annotation, cellular component: nucleus. The transcript is spliced from 2 exons.